AUGGUGACGGACGGGGAGUGCUCGGCGGCGGCGGCGGUGGCGAGGAAGGGGGGGCAGCAGCAGCAGCAGGCGGUGGUGGUCAGGAGCCACAGCGAGGCGGAGCGGAAGCGGCGGCAGCGGAUCAACGCCCACCUCGCCACGCUUCGCACCCUCGUCCCCUCCGCCUCCCGGAUGGACAAGGCGGCGCUGCUGGGGGAGGUGGUGCGGCACGUGCGGGAGCUGCGGUGCAGGGCGGACGACGCGACGGAGGGCGUCGACGUCGUGCCCGGGGAAGGAGACGAGGUGGGCGUCGAGGAGGAGGAGGAUGCGGGCUGCUACUGCCUCCCGGCCGACCGCGGCGUCGGCGACAGGCGGUGGCGGCGUCGCGUCAGGGCGUGGGUGUGCUGCGCCGACCGGCCCGGCCUCAUGUCCGACCUGGGCCGCGCCGUGCGCUCCGUCAGCGCGCGGCCCGUCCGCGCGGAGGUCGCCACCGUCGGCGGGAGGACCCGCAGCGUCCUCGAGCUCGACGUCACCUGCGGCGACGCGUCCGCCGCCGCCGCCACCGACAACGACCGUGCCGUCGCGCUGUCCGCCCUCCGCGCCGCCCUGCGCACCGUGCUGCUCAACCGGGAGGAGCUCCUCGCCGCCGCCGCCGCCGCCGAGGGCUACAAGCGCCCGCGCUUCUCGCCGAGGUGUAGUACGUAG
Oryza brachyantha (malo sina) is the source of this 684-nucleotide messenger RNA. RefSeq names its product transcription factor bHLH30-like. The coding region runs from base 1 to 684 and encodes 227 amino acids. Gene Ontology annotation, biological process: regulation of DNA-templated transcription. Gene Ontology annotation, molecular function: DNA-binding transcription factor activity; protein dimerization activity. NCBI's taxonomy places the organism in Eukaryota, Viridiplantae, Streptophyta, Magnoliopsida, Poales, Poaceae. The record is from RefSeq and is a predicted model, not a curated record. The transcript is spliced from 2 exons.